This is a messenger RNA of Labrus mixtus (cuckoo wrasse), 1672 nucleotides long. It is a transcript of the gene glt8d2, whose product is annotated as glycosyltransferase 8 domain containing 2. The record is from RefSeq and is a predicted model, not a curated record. Gene Ontology annotation, molecular function: glycosyltransferase activity. NCBI's taxonomy places the organism in Eukaryota, Metazoa, Chordata, Actinopteri, Labriformes, Labridae. The coding region runs from base 260 to 1348 and encodes 362 amino acids. Gene Ontology annotation, cellular component: Golgi apparatus. The transcript has 9 exons.
UGUGCAAAAACAGCGUGUCAUUUUUAAUAAAUACUAAAGGCUUUUGAAUUCCCGCUGAGUCCAUGUUGACAGGUUUGGGUGUUGAUACUCCACGGGGAAAAGGCCAAAUCCUCUAACCGUGCACACCACACAUCAUCAUUCAGCAGCUUGUCAUCUUUUGUGUCUCUGAAGUUUGCUUCUUUUGAUUGACUUAAAUCUCUCCUUGUCUUUUUGGGUGUGUGGGUGUUUCUGCAGAUGUCGCUGGAAGCAAACAUGAAAAAUGGCUCUCCUGAGAAAGGUAAACCGGUUCCUCGUGGUUCUGCUGAUCCUGAUGGUGUGUUUGCUUCUGCACAGCACUCUGCUCAGAGCCUCAACUCGACCCAAACUCUCAGAUCGCAGGAAGAACGUCGGAAAAUCUGCAGGAGUCCCAGCAGGGAAGGUGUCAGAGGCGGAUGACGUCGUCCCCGUUAUUGUCUGUGCGUCUGAGGAGCGUAUGGGUGCCAGCAUGGCUACAAUCAACAGCGUCCAUAGUAACACAGAUGCCAGCGUGUUCUUCUAUAUCGUAACUCUUCGUGAUGCCGUGAAACUGACGAGGAAGUACAUGGAGAAGACUAAACUGAAAGGCAUCAAGUAUAAGAUAGUGGAGUUUAACCCCAUGGUGCUUAAAGGAAAAGUGAAGCCAGAUUCAUCUCGCCCUGACCUGCUGCAUCCCCUCAACUUUGUGCGCUAUUACUUACCUCUGCUCGAAAUCAGCCACAAGAGGGUGAUAUACUUAGAUGAUGACGUUAUUGUGCAGGGUGACAUUAAGGACCUUUUUAAUAUCAAACUGAAUGCCGGCCAUGCGGCUGCUUUCGCUACGGACUGCGACCUUCCCUCCACACAUGAGAUGGUGCGCAGCAUUGGCAUGCAGACGACUUACAUGGGCUUCCUGGACUACAGGAAAAAGGAAGUUAAAGACCUGGGCAUCCACCCCAGAGACUGCUCUUUCAACCCGGGUGUGUUUGUGGCCGACAUCAACGAAUGGAAGAAGCAGAAGAUCACCAAACAGCUGGAGAAAUGGAUGGAGGAGAAUGUCAGACAGAACAUCUACAGCAGUGCGGUGGCGGGAGGCGUGGCCACACCGCCCAUGCUUAUAGUGUUUCAUAAGAAAUACACACAACUGGACCCACUGUGGCACGUCAGACACCUGGGCUGGAGUCCAGACGCCCGGUAUUCAGAGAGCUACCUGCAAGGGGCGCAUCUGCUGCAUUGGAACGGCCCAUUUAAACCAUGGAAUUACCCUGCUGUGCAUUUAGAUCUGUGGGAGAGAUGGUUCGUCCCUGACCCCUCCGGAAAGUUCUCCUUGGUACGACCGGAGAGUGACAGCUGAGGUCUGCAGAACGUACCAUGUGUGAGCGACGGGGGACAGCGAUAAAAAAUGUGAAUGUGAAGUUCAGAGUUGAUCUACCUUCAUCAUUGAAGGUGAAAAAAGAAAUGUGAAGUGAAUGUUAGACUGAGAAAAUUGGACUGCAGUACCCAUUUUAAACACUAGGUGUCCGAGUUACAUAUUGCUCCUUUAAACAUCUUCAGAACUUGUUUUCCACUUUUUUCAUCUUUUCUUCGACUUUAAUUCUUCACACACCAACUCGUUGUGAAAAGAACGAGACCUACAUUAGGUCAUUAGCCAUCUUUAAAUAAAGACCAAUGCUGUUCA